UGCCCUGUAGGCGGCGACAGCGAGCGCGUUGAGUGUAAAAACAACAUCUCACCUUCAUUCUUUCGUGCCACUGCUGCCGGAGCAUGUUACUGGGAGCCACCAUGGAGCGCAUUCGCCGUCAUGUAGUGCAGCGUUAAAAGCGGCGUCAAUAGUCGUCGAGUGGGGCUUUGACGUGGGGGGUUACGAGGAGUCGCCGUCGUCGAGCCAUGGCCACGCGGGAAGAAGGAGAGGCGGCGCACGGCAAAGCGAGGCACCACGACGGAGGCGCGAGAGUAAACAGCUCGGAGGGUUUCAGGAACGGCUACGUAAAGAGCUGCGUCACCCCCCUCAAACAGGACCAGCACGGGGGCUUUUGGUUCAACGUGUGCAGGUUUUGCGGCGAAGAGUCCCAACUUGUCAAGGUCUCUGCCCUUUACGUCGGCGCCGUUGUCGUCCUGGCGCUGUCUUUCCUUCUGUCCCGGAGCUCGCAAAGUGACCCGCGUUGGGAUUUGCGGACCUUGUUGUCGGGCUUUUUGCAGUCCGCCAGUCCUCUCUUCAGCAUCGGCUGUGCCUUCUUCUUCCUCACCUUCUACCUGCGGAGUAGACGGAAGGAGGGCGGUCAAUGGUGGCUGCUGUCACUGCCAGCGUCGUGCUAUCUCGGGGACUUCGCCGUGCUGCGCUUCUUGCAAUGGGGAGAGGAGCAGCACCAGAUACAAAUGGUCGGCAGGUUGUUGUUCGUGUUGGGAUGCGUGGGUUUACUCACACUCGUCCCCACGCUGAAACUCAAACACAGCGUGCUCGUACUGCUCUUUGCCAGCCUGGUGUGGCUGCUCUCUUUCACCAGCUUAGGCGGACUGCCCGCGCUGCUCAGACCGCUGCUCGCCUGCGUUGCUGGGCUCUGCGGCUCCUUGCUGGGGCUCAGCUUCGACCGCUGCUACCCGCCGAGGGACGCUGUGAGCGGGGGCGCCUGCACGGAGGAGAAGGUCCCGGUGAUCAGAGCCAGGAGACGCUCCAGUUGUGUUUCUCUGGGGGAAACGUCGAACAGCUAUUACGGCAGCUGUAAAAUGCCCCGGAGACCGUCGUUACCCUGCAUAUCCAGAGAGCAGAUGAUCCUGUGGGACUGGGAUCUGAAACACUGGUACAAACCACAGUAUCAGGGUGCGGCGAGCGGCAAUGGCGUUGACCUGUCAGUCAUCAACGAGGCCAGAAACCUGCUUUCUGAGCUGCUGAUGGAUUUGUCCUUGUCGCCUCACACCAUCUCCACUCUGCACAGCAUCUCCAGCCUCAUGGGCACGUUUUCAGGCUCGUGUCGCCCCCGGGUGAACCCUUUCACGCCUUUUCCGGGAUUCUACCCCUGUGAUGAGUUGGACGACACUGUCGAGAGGAACGAUCGCAAAUCCAUUAAGGGGUUGAGUAGCAGAAACAGCCUCCCGACUCCUCAGCCCAGGCGUAGUUCCACCUCCUCUUCUGUGCUGCCUUCACUUGACUCUCUUUCAUCACGGUGGGACCGCAACAAUGGCAAGAGAUCCCACCCUGACCUUAACAUGGCUAGCUCAGGUCUUUCUAAUGGGCCAAAUGCAAACCUGCUUACCAUUCCCAAGCAGAGGUCUUCUUCUGUCACCCUCACGUACCAUGCAGGUUCCAGAAGAGCAGGCACAUCUCCUAGCCUGAGUCCCCUCAGCUCUCCCAGCCACAGUCCUCAAAGUGUAGCCACAGGUUCUUCAUUGUCCCUGGUCACCCGAUCGCCUGUAGAGUUUCCAGACACAGCAGACUUCCUGACAAAGCCUAGUGUCAAUCUGAACUUGCACAAGCAUUUGGGCUACCCACUCAGCUCAUGUGACUUCCAGCAGGCAUUCCGUAGCACCGUUUUACCUCUUUGCACCAGCUGCGGGCGUCAGAUGCCAAAGGGAGUUUCCAGCGGCGAUUCAGGAGAAGUCCAUCAGCCACUCCUGAGCGAGGCCCAACGCAGGCGCUCAGCAUCAGGUGAAGGGCCGGAUUUCCCAGUAGAGCCUUUAAUCAGGGAGGAGAGCGUGGAGGUGGACUUGUCUGCAGAGUCCUGCACCACAGGGGAUCAGGGUCAGACACAGGAGCAGCGCUCAGGCACAGAGCAGCAGACUCAGGAAUUAGAGGGUGAUCAGGAGUUCAGACUAGACGCGAUGCUGGAAGACCAUGAAGCCCUCAUGGAGAGGAUGAACACCUGGAACUUCCAGAUCUUUGACCUGGUGGACAAAACAGGAGGAAAGACAGGACGAAUACUCAGCUAUGUGACUUACACCCUUUUCCAGGAUACGUGUCUGUUUGAAAUUUUCAAGAUCCCUGUGAGGGAGUUCAUGACAUACUUCUUUGCUCUGGAAAAUGGCUACAGGGACAUUCCCUAUCAUAACCGGGUCCAUGCUACUGAUGUGCUCCAUGCUGUCUGGUACUUAACCACUCGACCCAUCCCUGGGUUCCAGCAGAUCCACAAUGAGCAUGUGACCGGAAGUGACACAGACUCAGACAGUGGGAUCUCGCCUGGCAGGAUAUCAUACGCCUCCUCGAAAAGCUCCUCCAUAUCAGAUGACAGCUACGGCUGCCUGGCCUGGAACAUCCCAGCUCUGGAGCUCAUGGCCCUUUAUGUAGCAGCUGCAAUGCACGAUUACGACCACCCCGGUCGAACUAAUGCCUUUUUAGUUGCCACUAACGCACCUCAGGCGGUGUUGUACAACGACCGCUCCGUGUUGGAGAACCACCACGCUGCAUCAGCCUGGAGCCUCUACCUGUCCCGGCCGGAGUUUAACUUCCUAGUCAAUCUGGAUCAUGUGGAGUUUAAGCGUUUUCGCUUCCUUGUCAUUGAGGCCAUUCUAGCCACAGACCUAAAGAAGCACUUUGACUUCCUGGCAGAGUUCAAUUCCAAGGUCAAUGAUGUAAACAGUCCAGGAAUUGACUGGACAAAUGAGAAUGACAGACUGCUGGUGUGCCAAAUGUGUAUCAAGUUGGCAGACAUCAAUGGACCAGCCAAAGUCCGCGACCUUCACCUGAAGUGGACGGAAGGCAUUGUCAAUGAGUUUUAUGAGCAGGGCGAUGAAGAAGGGAGGCUGGGAUUACCCAUCAGCCCCUUCAUGGACCGCUCCUCCCCACAGUUGGCCAAGCUGCAGGAGUCCUUCAUCACACACAUAGUUGGACCACUCUGUAACUCCUACGACGCCGCAGGUUUACUCCCUGGCCGCUGGGUCCAUGGAGACGGAUCGGAUGAAGAUGACGAGGGGCGGGUUGACUCCGACACUGAUGAUGAGGACGAGGAAGAGGAUGAAGAGAUGGAGGAAGAUCUGCGGCCAAAAAGGAGUAAGAGCCACCGGCAGUUAUUUUGCAGCAUCAUGCAGCACCUGACCGAGAACCACAAAGUGUGGAAGAAGAAAAUCGAAGAGGAAGAUAAAGACAGAGAUGGUGGCAAGCCGCCUGAUGGCUUGCCGGCCAGCCUUCCAAUUUCACCAUCAGAUGACAUCCAGGUCAUCCAGGAGGAGGAGGAAGGGGAGUAACGUGUGUCGCAGCGUGACACAAGGAAUAAACAAAUGUGUGGAGAAGAAGACGUUCUUUACCCAACAGCCUUGUACACACACACACACAAGCACACACACACUGACAUUAAAUAGACAUCCUCCCCUCACACAACCUUUACACACCUUGAACACUGUGCAGACACUUGGAUGCUCAAAACAAACGGCCUUACCACUGUGAGCGGAUCCUCACUGCAACAGUGAGAGCCCAACUCCUAUGCACUUUGACCCUGUGGAGAGUCCCAGAGCAGCUCCAAGAAGAAGCACCAAGAGUGAGGUCCAGGGUGUUGGAGAAGAGCGUUGGAAUGACCUCGGGUGCCUUGAAUGCAAAGCGCUUACACCUCCCUUUAGGUACAAAACAAGUCCUAUUUAAACAAAAACAAAGCAGGAGAGGUUGAGGAUGAACCAAGCAAGCAAAAAGGAUUGACCCCCUUUACCAAAGUGAACUGUUCAGAUGUGGAAAGACCAAGCUAAGACUCUUUCAGCCUCAGCUUAGGGUUUAUUUUUUUGAAUUAUAGAAAUAAAUAUAUAUACAUAUACACACAGCAAAAAUAUCAACACAUCUGCUUUUGCUCUCAUUUUUUAUGAGCUGAACUCAAAAAUGAAAAACAGUUUUUCUAUGUACACAAAAGGCCUAUUUCUCUCAAAAUUGGCAACACUAAAUUGGCCCUAAUGUGUGAAUGUUGUCUAUCAGUGUUGGCCCUGCAAUGAGGUGGCGACUAGUCCCGGGUGUACCCCGCCUUCCGUCCGAGCGGAGCUGGGAUAGGCUCAAGCACCCCUCAUGACUCCGAGAGAGACAAACGGUAGAAAAUGGAUGGAUGGAUCACAAUCGUCCCUCGCCACAUUGCACUUCAGUUAUUACAGCUUCACCACAUAGCAGAAUAUUUUGUUUUUUAAGCAUAUUCAACAACAUUUUUGCCAUGAAUUAAUAAUUUUAAGUAUUAAAUGACUGAAGGAGUGAAAAAUAUCAAUACUACAGUAGUAUUGGCCCCUAGAUGAGACCAAAACAACCGACACACGUUGUUCAGUAUUCUGGCCACAGAUUGUCUCAGCCUCAGGCAGCAUUACUAUAUCGGAUUAAAAGACUGUAAAGGGUGAAUAAAGCAGGGCCUCUUAACCUUUUUGACCUCUGGGCCCAACUUUUCUACUAGUGAGGUGCCCGGGACCUACUGAGAUAUUAACACUGAAUUAGUUGUCUUAUUUUUUAUUUUAAUGUUAUUCAAUAAUUAUCUUCAACCUACUUGCUGAUUACAAGCUUGUCAAAUGAUGUAAAAUCAUGUGUUAAUCACAAGGCUAACAAAAAACAGUAAUAGCCAAAUAUACUGCAUAUGAAGGGACUCAAAUAACUGACAAACAUUUUAUUUUCAUACAAUUAUUUUGUAAAUAAACUAAAUUGAUACUAAAUAUGUUUCUUAACUCAAUUGCCAAUAACAUUUAAAUGCAAAUGAAAAUACAACUUCACCAUUUUAGUCAUCAUUUUUGAGUUUAGGAAACUUUUAUGACUUGUUUGUUUGAAAUUGUCAUUACUGCCACAAGUGGUGAAAAAGUGUAUUACAAGUGAGUGCCAUUGUGGGCGUACGUACCACCGCUGAGAAACAGAUACCUGUAGGGUAUGCUUGCAGCCCAACAAUGGGCCCCAGCCCUAUGGUUAAGGAACACUGGACUAAAGGGUGUUAUUUAAUGUAUAGAGGGCUCUCAUUAUGUUGAACACAUGUAUUUGGGGGGGAUGUAAGCAGGUUUUUUUUUUUUAUCGUCUAGCUCUGAAAAUAUUUGAUUUAUAAUUGAAAAUUCCUACUUAGUGGAAAAUCAUUUAUCACUGUCCUGUCCGGAGCUAAUUAACAGCAACAAAUGCGUGUAAAUGAGCACUUUACCUUUGCCAUUCACCUCACAGGUGUGGCAUAUCAAGAUUAAUGUGCAAGUGUGACCUAGGAUGUCCACAAUAAAAGGCCCCACUAUUUGAAAUAUUUAUUUAUACAUUUGUUUUGCAUUAUUUUACAAAUGUCUGUACUUUUCAAAUAAUGUACAACCUAUUGAUAUUUACACAGCUUGUUUUGUCUCAUAUAUGCUACUGGAUGAAUAAUCAUGCUGUCUAAUCAGCACAUUGAGAUGGAUUAUCUCAGCGAAGAAGUAGGGCGAUACAACAUAUUUUGUCAGCAAAUGCUUGUGUACAUGGAAAACGUUUUAGAUCCUUCAGUUCAGCUCAUAAAAAACUGUGUGCUGAAGCCAAAGUGUAAUUGCUCUUUUUGUCAAGUGUAUAUAUCUAUAUAGAUAUAUGUAUAUCAGAUGUGCCUGUCUGAACCUUUACUGAGUCCAUUUUGGCCCAGAGCCUUGGCUUGUGUAGUUCUCUCCUUGCUGGUGACACAAAACACUGUAUCUCACUCAGUCAUAAAGACAUUAUUGACAUGUUGACUGAGGAUUAGCAUUAUAUUUGCAUCCUUUUGGAUGCUCUUACUCAUGUGUGCCACCCACUUUUUUCGGUUGCUUUGCUUCAAUUUGUGUGGAACGUGAGUGAAAAAUUGAACUUUUCUUUUGGAAGAAUGCGACGGAGAGAAUAUAGGUCAGAAGAAAGAGAGAGAGAGCACAUUUGUAAUUCUUUUAGUACUCAAUCUGUGUGUAUGCUCGCGUGUCCUUUCAGUCGUGUUGAGUUCACAUCAGGAAUGCUGAAUUUUCAUUUCCUGUCAUUUUUUUUUUUUUAAAGGUUACUCAGGAUUCAUGUAAAGCUGAAUAAUUGCUUUGCAAGAAUUUUAUGUCAUUGAUAUAGACUUUAAAAUAAUCAUACAUGUGGCUGACUGACAUCAUUUGUUGACUUGUCUCGGUGAACAAGUGGACUACAAAUUGAAGCAAUUGAAGUGCUCUGCGAUGUGAGAGGAACUUAGCUAUCAUUCAUACACUGUUAGGAUAACCUUUUUAACGACUUCACUUAUCUGACAGUCAGCAGACUGCAGCCAUUGUACUUCUCUAACACGCCAUAAGGUAACGUUUGUCAUUCCAUUUAGAUCUCUCUUACUUUUCUAUAUAGCGGCCAGUGUGAAGAAGGGACCUACCUAUCUAUCUCCGCAUUCCAUUUUAUGAAAGGGAAGGCCCAGUUGUGACCUCUUUAUGAUCACUUUAUAAUUCAUAAUACUCUCUGGAAAAAGUCAAAUUGACUUUUGCAGUUCUCAUUUUAAUACCAGACAAGUGUUCAGCCACUGUACAAAAAAAGAGUAUGUGCAUAAAUAUAUAUUUUUAAAUAUUCAAUCAAAUGCAUCCAUUUUCUACACACAUUAAAAAUCCUGUUAUUGUUUUUUUUAAUCUACCGUACUUUCAUUUGCAAGUGUGGUAAUCUGGCAUGUUUCGUUUUUUUUUUUACUCAUUUGUUGAUCCACGUUGGAGAAAAAUUAAAUCUAAGCAUGAUUUAUUAAAUGAAAUCAAGGUUUUAAAAAAACAACAAAAAAACAAAUCUUGAUUUCUUACUAUGUUGGUGCAUGUUGCUUAUCUCAAAAGGGAACUGCACUUUUUGGGGGGAAUUUUGCCUAUCGUUCACAAUCAUUAUGAAAGACAAGACGACGGAUUUUCUUUUUUUAUGCAUUCUAAAUAUUAAACGUAAAUAAAAGUCCGCUUACAGCGGAGCCAAUGGGAGGCCCUUUUUUCUGCCUGUAAAACCCAAUAAAUAACCAUUCAAAAAGCGCCAACAAUACUCCAUUAACAUUUCGUGACUUGAAUAUUAACCAAGUAUUAGUGAUAUUGUUAUUAUAAGCGCUAACGCAGACAAAUUAUUUAUAGCAGCACUAAGAUCACUACCUUGUGUGCCUAUGUUUACGUCAUCAAGUAGUCUGCUGCUUCCUUGCUUCCCUGCUCCUUGGAAGUUUAUUGUAGAUCAUAAAUCAUGCAUCUCACCUGUAAAGUAGAUGGCUGAGGACGUAUUCCGACAAGUUGGUACAUUUUGACAGUCAUUUAGGACCCAGGAAUGGCGAGAACGACACGAAAAGACGCUUGGUCUCCACCGUGCCCCGACCACGUUUCUUGGCAAAGAUUAUAAGACAUUCUUCACCAAAAUGGUAAUAUAUUAACAUCCUAGCAGUCGGUAUCCUAAUGACAGCAGACCUUGUACAGUAAGUGAAGUUGUAUUAUGUUAGUUGUCUCAUAAAAUCAGCAGUGAGUAAUAAUAAGUGAUGAAGAAAAAAAAAGAAAACGUGAUGCGUAUGCUUAAAAUGAUCAAAAUACGUAAAUAUUAAAUAUUAUUAUAAAUGUGCUCGUUACUACAUUACAUAUAUACUUAACAUCAUGUGUAUAUAAAACCCUAACGGAGGUGUUUGGAUGUUUUUUUAAGGGCUUUAUAGGCAGCGGCUCCCAUAGGCUCCAUUGUAAGCAGACUUUUGAUCACAUUUAUUUAAUAUUUAGAAUGCAUUAAAAAAAAAUAACAUCCAUCGUCUCUCAUAAUUGUGAACGAUAGGUAAAAUUCCCAAAAAAAGUGCAAUUCCCCUUUAAGUAAUAUGUACUAAUAUUAGAUUUUUUACGAUGUAAUAGAGGUAAGAAUUUUACAACAUCUCACAAUUUAAUUCCGAUUCUUGGGGUGACAAUUUAAUUCUUGAUUUAAUGCGAUUCUCGAUUCCAACCGACUUUCGUACUUGGUAUAAAAAUGAUAAUAGAACAUUUUCAAAAAAGGUUACAAAGGCUGGCGUAUGCGUAUGGCCUAUGUGCGCAGUGAGUAAGCUUGGAAAUGGCCUAACAACAUAUAAAAAAAAAUAAAUUAAUUUUAUUGAAUUUUUAAAUGUUUCGAAUUUAUUUAGAAUCUAAAAUAAUAGCAUGAGAAUCUAUUUUCUUAAACACCCCUACUAACUAAAAUAAGCAAAUCAAAAAAGCGUGAGUAGAGCGCAGACCUCGACCGGGCCCUAUCCCCCAAUAGUAAAAAUCUUGUAAAAAUUCCUUAGUCCAGACAAUGAUUCCGAUCACCACCAAAACUGGAUUACUUAUUCCGUGUCCCAUUUCUGACAUUUCCUGAAAGUUUCAUAAAAAUCUGACCAUACCAUUUUGAGUUAAGUUGUUAACAAAUAAACAACCAAACCCAAACAAAAACAUAACUUGGCAAAGGUAAUUAUCUGUCAACAGACCCAGAAAUACUGUAGUGGUCCUCCAACAUGCCCAAAGUCAAAUUUCCUUUCAAUGCUUAGCUUAAGCAAAUUGAUCAAACAUAGUGAGACGUACAGUAUCUUGAUCCCGUAGUGGUUAGCACAUCUGCCUCACAGUGAGGAGAUGCAGGUUCAAAUGUCAGGUUGGAGCCUCACUGUGUGGAGUCUGCAUGUUUAACGCCAUGUAGCUGCCAAAACGUUCAUUGUCUAUUAAAUUGUCCAUAAGUGUGAAUGUUUGACUACCUGUGACCAGUCAAGGUGUAACCUACCUCUGGCCUAAAGUUGCUAAUAAGUGACCCUAAUAAUAAUAAGAACCGAUAGUAAAUACAUAUUUAAUCUUGCUUAGAUUUAAUUUUUCUGCAGUGUAGCAGUGUUGCGUCCUAUUUCAUCAUCUCUCCUUCACUGUGUCGACAACUAGUGCCAAACGGGACUGACAGUACCAACCGUGUGCUGCGGCAUGAAAGCUCCAGUAGUGCAUGUCAAAGGAGCAGAGACAGUACAGCGGAAGUCAGACUGGACUCAAGUUAGAGCCAUAUUCAUUCUUAUCCAGAAGUUAGUAUUCUGCUCAAUGUUGUCUGAUUCUCACGGUGUAACCCUUCAAACCACAGUCUCCACCCUUCUGAAGCUUGUUCUUUGAAGUAAUGUAGCAUCCGUAUAUGUAUGUUUGUCCAAUGUAACCAUUCAUCCUUACCUACACUGUGGGACAACUGUUUAUUUGGUUGUUAUUUAAAGCUGUCAUAAAGCACCAUCCCG
Molecule: messenger RNA, 9373 nt
Organism: Entelurus aequoreus (snake pipefish)
Lineage: Eukaryota; Metazoa; Chordata; Actinopteri; Syngnathiformes; Syngnathidae
Gene: pde3b
Product: phosphodiesterase 3B
Exons: 16
Coding region: 207-3494 (1095 amino acids)
Biological process (GO): signal transduction
Cellular component (GO): membrane
Molecular function (GO): 3',5'-cyclic-AMP phosphodiesterase activity; protein kinase B binding
Source: RefSeq, a predicted model, not a curated record